AUGGCAGAAAAAGAAAAGACGCAAAGCCAAUCCGUCGCGGUUCUCCGUACUUACGACCAGCCGACGCCAAAAAAAGAAACCAGUCGAGCCCCGUUUGGAGCGUUCGUCGGCUCAGAGUGGUUCCUGCGUUUUCUAGUUUCUUGGUUCCCGGCCACGCAGAGGAAUGAGGAGACCGCGAAUGAGCAUGAGGCCGGUCUUCCUUCGGCGGAUGAGUACUCCGUCAGUCUGAUGGACACGAGUUCGGAACUGUUGCGAACUUCUUUGGUCAACCUCUACUCUGUCCACUCUAUCGGAGUCCUCCCCCUGCCCCUACGGACUCCCCAAGGACUCCCCAAUGAUGCCCCCCUGUCCCUUUCCCCUGAUGAGCUCUGCUUUCUCUACGGUCGCUCGCGGGAGGCCAAUCGGAGUGCGUCCCCUUCGAGCAUUGCGCGUCCAUUCUUGAUUCCUAGUGCCCACCACGAUCGGCCACCCCCUGGUGUGGUGGACGGGUCCUUGACCAUCUGCCGCGCCGACUGGGCUCCAGGUUCCAAGCUUCUGCGGUCAGCUCCCCUGUCCGGCCUAGUCAUCCUCUGUCGGUCCGGUUCCUGGCCGUCAGGUCGAAUGGCUGUGGGAAUGGCUAUGGGAAUGGCACCCACCACACGGGGAAACGCAAGCGCAAAGGCAUCAGCGGGGCUACUGCCUGAGGGUGAGAAUUAUGUGCAGCAGAGUCGUCAUAACGAGGUCAUGCUCGGUAGUAGUCCAGACUACAGAGGUCACUAUACACCCCGUCGAGGGGUACUCUGGACCGCAUGGACGCCAACGGGGAUCGCACGAGCAGUUUCAAGAGUGACGGACCCAGUUCACGUGCCUCGUGGUCGCCUCGCCACUCUAUCUGAUACGACGGUUGCUCGCCCCCUGCAGAUUCGCCCUCCUCAGUACGAGUCAUAG
Messenger RNA from Penicillium canariense, 927 nucleotides. RefSeq lists its product as uncharacterized. Bases 1 to 927 code for a protein of 308 amino acids. Lineage: Eukaryota; Fungi; Ascomycota; Eurotiomycetes; Eurotiales; Aspergillaceae. The transcript is spliced from 3 exons. The record is from RefSeq and is a predicted model, not a curated record.